GAAGCAGAGUGACGCACAUUGUGAGACAGGAGACAUGAGCAGCAGUUUUGUUUUCUCUGCCACCGGCUGUCAUGUCUAAUGGAUAACAGGUUUACUAUAAGGGACAUUUUUAAAUUUCAAGGGAAGCCAGUAACCUUUCCACAUCAUUAGGGUCUAUGAUAGAUUAUUUAUACAGCACAUGUACACCUAUUGAUGUAUGUUUUAUUGUACAUACAGAAUAUGUGCAAUAUAGUGGCAAGCAGCACACGGUACGAGGUCAUACAUAUCUAGUACUCAAUUUUUAAUGUUAUAGAGAUAUUCACCUCUGACUAUUUACUAAAACAAUCUACAUACAUAGCGUGCAACGUUGUUUGGUUGCCAUGGACCGAUCAUCAGUAGCAAAAAUGGGAGCUGUGGCCAGUGCCAGUAUGUGUGCUCUGGUUGGAGGAGUGGUGCUGGCUCAAUAUAUCUUCACUGUGAAGAAGAAAACUGGAAGAAAAACGAAAAUCAUAGAAAUGAUGCCUGAGUUUCAGAAGAAAACGGUCCACAUAAGGGACCCUGCAAAAGUAGAAGAAAUAAUAUGUGGACUCAUAAAAGGUGGCGCUUCUAAACUCCAGGUAAUAACAGAUUUUGAUAUGACAUUAAGUAGGUUUUCCCACAACGGAAAAAGAUGCCCAACUUGUCACAAUGUUAUUGACAACUGCAAAUUUGUAACCGAUGAAUGUCGAAAAAAGUUAUUUCAGCUAAAAGAGAAAUAUUAUGCUAUUGAAAUUGAUCCAAAUCUUACAAUCAAAGAAAAAUACCCAUACAUGGUGGAAUGGUAUACAAAGUCACACGCGUUACUCAUCGAACAGCGUCUGCGGAAGGACAAAUUGCCAGAGAUUAUUAGAGAAUCUGACGUCCUGCUCAAAGAAGGGUAUGAAGCAUUCUUUGAUAAACUCAAUGAUCACAGCAUACCGGUGUUCAUUUUCUCAGCGGGUCUUGGAGACGUAUUAGAAGAAGUUAUACGUCAAUCUGGAGUCUACCACCCAAACGUUAAAGUUGUGUCCAACUUUAUGGAUUUUGAUGAAAAUGGUGUUGUAAAUGGAUUUAAAGGAGAAUUAAUACAUGUCUACAACAAACAUGAUGAUGCUUUGAAGAAUACGGAGUAUUUCAGCCAUUUGAGAGAUAACAGCAAUAUAAUUCUGCUGGGAGAUUCAUUAGGGGAUUUAACUAUGGCAGAUGGAGUUCCAAAUGUGGAAAACAUCCUCAAAAUAGGAUACCUUAAUGAUAAAGUAGAAGAAUUGUUAGAAAAAUACAUGGACUCCUAUGAUAUAGUCUUGGUCAAGGAUGAAACUUUAGAUGUGGCCAACUCGAUCAUACAGAAGAUUCUGUAAAAUACAUUGGGCCGAAACACCAGCUUCAUUUGGACAUCUAAAAAAUUGCAUACGGAUAUUUUUUUUUUUUUUAACUCGUUUAGGGAAUUCUGUUUUAUAUCUUUAUUUAAGUAUAUUUAAUGUAGCCAUUUUGAAAUUUUAAAGCACCUUACUUUCCAGUAUUUUGUGGUUUGUAAAGUAACUUCAUCUUUUUGUAUGUUUUGUUGUUUUACUUUAAUGAAAUCUGUGCAUUGCCUUCUGCCUAUAUUUACAGUUUGGAUAGAUGCAAAAGCAUCUAACCUGAAAACAGAAUGAGUUUCAUUCUACCUCCAAAAGUAUGAAGAUGGAAGUGAUAAUGUCUUUUCACUGGCACUUUAGGUGUUUGUGUAUUUUCCAAAGGCCAAAUAUUGUGCAUGUUUAAAGUGCAGUGUGUAUGUGUUAAAAGCUAUGCAAUAAAACUAUACAUAUUCUGUA
Molecule: messenger RNA, 1808 nt
Organism: Pelobates fuscus (common spadefoot toad)
Lineage: Eukaryota; Metazoa; Chordata; Amphibia; Anura; Pelobatidae
Gene: NT5C3A
Product: 5'-nucleotidase, cytosolic IIIA
Exons: 10
Coding region: 360-1355 (331 amino acids)
Cellular component (GO): cytoplasm
Molecular function (GO): 5'-nucleotidase activity; magnesium ion binding
Source: RefSeq, a predicted model, not a curated record